AAAUUUUAGGUCCCAAACGCAAUUACUGAGAUUUCAUUUGCCCCCUCUCUCUUGAACUAAAUCGAGCUCUCUCUCUCUCCGCAGUCUGCACCUCAACCCUCGACAAUGGCGGCAAUCGGGAGAAGGAAUGGAUUAAAAAUGGCCACGCACCUCAUGAAAACCCUCACCGGAUCUUCGAGAAGCCUCAGCGGCAUCGUUAGUAGCGAAGUUGCCACCUCUCAUACCCAAAAAUGGAUGCAGGAUACGAGUAAAAAGUCUCCAAUGGAGUUGAUCAAUGAAGUUCCACCAAUCAAAGUAGAAGACAGGAUUGCUGUUUGUGAAGGAGAUAGUAACCCGGCACUGGGUCAUCCGGUUGAGUUCAUAUGCCUUGACAAGGACGAGCCAGCUGUGUGCAAGUAUUGUGGUCUGCGAUACGUGCAAGACCAUCAUCACUAGACGACCUGGUUUGUGUGCAAGUAUUGUGGUCUGCGAUACGUGCACGACCAUCAUCACUAGACGACCUGUCUCAUGUUGUGUUGUUUUAUGGCCCUUCCUCCUGGAUGUUAUAAGCUGUAAUAUUCAGAUAACAUGGUGUUUGACAUGGUUAUUCUCUCUCCUUAAAAUAAGGAUUGCCCAUGUUUGGGGCAUUGGCACCCUCUUUUACUCAGAAUGAUCUAACAUCUUCUGAUCAUCCACAACUAUUUUUGCACAUGAAGAUUGUUCACACCUCAUUCCUUUGUUUGAAAGAUAACUGUAUCACCAAAAAUCAUUCUAUUAUUGAUUUACCUUCCAAGUGAA
Molecule: messenger RNA, 777 nt
Organism: Salvia splendens (bonfire salvia)
Lineage: Eukaryota; Viridiplantae; Streptophyta; Magnoliopsida; Lamiales; Lamiaceae
Product: NADH dehydrogenase [ubiquinone] iron-sulfur protein 6, mitochondrial
Exons: 3
Coding region: 106-435 (109 amino acids)
Biological process (GO): mitochondrial electron transport, NADH to ubiquinone
Cellular component (GO): respiratory chain complex I
Source: RefSeq, a predicted model, not a curated record